AACCCUGGUGCAAUAGGGGAGCCGCCCAGCAGGUUUUUCUUCUUAGCCUACUCCAGGGCCCUGAGCUGUUCUGUCUCCACCUUGCACAAGCUGGGCACUCCUAGGCUCACUCACUCAGUUGGUGUGCUUCUGCCAGGCACCAGAGCAAAGAUGUCCAGCAUCUUUGCCUACCAGAGCUCCGAAGUGGAUUGGUGUGAGAGCAAUUUUCAGCAUUCGGAACUGGUGGCUGAGUUCUUCAAUACGUUCAGCAAUGUGUUCUUUCUUAUCUUUGGACCCCUCAUGAUGUUCCUCAUGCACCCAUACGCCCAGAAGCGUACCUGGGCCAUCUAUGGCAUCUCAGUCCUUUUCAUGGCCAUAGGUGUGUUCUCCAUGUAUUUCCACAUGACCCUCAGCUUCAUGGGGCAGAUGCUGGAUGAGAUCUCCAUCCUGUGGUUACUGUCCAGUGGCUACAGCGUGUGGCUGCCCCGUUGCUACUUCCCCAAGUUCGUCAAGGGGAACAGAUUCUACUUCAUCUGCCUGGUAGCUAUCACCACUGUGAUCAGCACUUUCUUGUCGUUCGUGAAGCCCACGGUCAAUGCGUACGCCCUCAACAGCAUCGCCAUCCACAUCCUCUACAUUGUGCGCCAAGAGUACAAAAAGACCAGCAAUGGGGACCUUCGUCAUAUGAUUGAGAUAUCUGUGGUCUUAUGGGCCUCUGCACUGACCAGCUGGAUCAGCGACCGUAUGCUUUGCAGUUUCUGGCAGAAGAUUCACUUCUUCUACCUGCAUAGCAUUUGGCAUGUCCUCAUAAGCAUCACCUUCCCCUAUGGUAUAGUGACCAUGGCCCUGGUGGAUGCCGAGUAUGAGAUGCCAAAUCAAACCCUCAAAAUCCACUACUGGCCCCGGGAUAGUUGGCCCAUUGGGCUACCGUAUGUGGAGAUCGAGGACAGUGACAAGAGCUGCUGAGCCCUGCUGGAGUUUUUGCUCUGUGACCAGCCACCAAGUCUCCUAUGUUCUGAGGACCGAGGACAGGUGUAGGCUCGGUUUUCUUAACCAA
Acomys russatus (golden spiny mouse) is the source of this 1036-nucleotide messenger RNA. It is a transcript of the gene Acer1, whose product is annotated as alkaline ceramidase 1. The transcript is spliced from 6 exons. Gene Ontology annotation, biological process: ceramide metabolic process. The coding region runs from base 151 to 945 and encodes 264 amino acids. Gene Ontology annotation, cellular component: membrane. The record is from RefSeq and is a predicted model, not a curated record. Gene Ontology annotation, molecular function: hydrolase activity, acting on carbon-nitrogen (but not peptide) bonds, in linear amides. Lineage: Eukaryota; Metazoa; Chordata; Mammalia; Rodentia; Muridae.